Molecule: messenger RNA, 2330 nt
Organism: Coffea eugenioides
Lineage: Eukaryota; Viridiplantae; Streptophyta; Magnoliopsida; Gentianales; Rubiaceae
Product: ribosomal RNA small subunit methyltransferase H
Exons: 5
Coding region: 211-1554 (447 amino acids)
Biological process (GO): rRNA base methylation
Molecular function (GO): rRNA (cytosine-N4-)-methyltransferase activity
Source: RefSeq, a predicted model, not a curated record
AUAAAAAUUAUAAGCCCUAAACGUCUAACUCCCUGUCUUCGUCACGGGCUACCCGCGCUGGGCGCGGGGGCCAAAAACUAGUAUUAGUGUAAAAUGAGAAUCGAGUAUAAGUUAAAAGGGGGGUGCAAUGCAGCAAAUCCAGAGACAGCAGUUUACUAUUGCUUUAUAUAGUUCCGUCUGCAAAUGGUCGGCAGAUAAUCAACACCGCCAAUGGCGGCAAAAUCAGCUCUCAAAAAUCUCUUUCCAUACAAUUGUUCCCUUAAGCUACCACCACCUAAAUUCCCCCUCUUUUUCCGCUCCACCGCCGCCAAAGCCAUCACCCCUGCGGCCGCCGACUUUUCCACACUUGAAUGUAGUAGCAGUAGUAUUUCAAACUCUGCGCAAAAGAAGCAGAAGGCAAAAAAUGCAAAGGUGUUGAAGCAAAAGACCAGUAGCUUUGUGGAGUCGCAAGUGAAGAGGCGGACGCGUUCGGAUAGGGAGAUUGAUGAGGAUAGCUUGUUAAAGUACUAUGGAAAUGAUAAUAGUUGUCCACAUGUUCCUGUUUUGCUUGGUGAAGUCCUGGAUGUCUUUGCUUCCGUGCCUCUCCGCUCUUUCGUUGAUUGUACCCUCGGUGCUGCCGGCCACUCCUCCGCGAUAAUUAAGGCACACCCUGAGAUGAAAUUAUUUCUUGGCCUGGAUGUUGAUCCUGUUGCCCAUGAGAUUGCUCAAGCUAGGAUAAAAGGUGACUUAUACCCGGAUUGUUGCAAGUUUACUUCAGACUUACAAGUAAAGACUUUUGUCAAUAAUUUUAAGAAUAUCAAGUCUGUCCUCCAUGAUAUUGACGAGAAAUUAUUGGUCGAUGGGAUAUUAAUGGACUUGGGGAUGUCAUCCAUGCAGGUGAACAAUGCAGAAAGGGGAUUUAGUGUGCUAAAUAAUGGGCCACUUGAUAUGCGAAUGAAUCCUCAGGCCAGUCUAAAAGCAGAAGACAUUCUAAACUCAUGGCCAGAUGCUGAAGUGGGGAAGGUACUGCAGGAGUAUGGAGAAGAAAGCAAUUGGUACCACAUCCAGAACAAAAUAGUAAAGGCCCGUUUACAUGGUGGUUUGCAUUCUACUGCUGAGCUAGUAGAUCUCAUUCGGAGCUCAGCUUCGAGGACAAGAGGAGGGAGGCAAGGUUGGAUCAAGACAGCAAUAAGAGUGUUUCAAGCUUUAAGAAUUGCAGUGAAUGAUGAACUCAACACGCUACAGGAUUCCAUCCACGCUUGUUUUGAUUCCCUAGCUUCAGGAGGGAGGCUUGCAGUAAUCUCAUUUCACAGUUUGGAGGACAGGAUUGUAAAGCAGACGUUUCUUGAUAUUAUUAAUUGCAAUGGAGGCAAGGAUGAAGUCCAAGAUGGAUGGUCAUGUGAUCCAGCAAAAGUCAUUGUUGACAGAGGUGAAAAAGAAGCAUGGAUCAGACGGAUGAUAUCAGGACAGAUAGGAUCUAUCCUCACAAAAAGACCCAUAACACCUUCUGAAAAGGAGGAGACAUUGAACCCUCGCAGCCGAAGUGCUAAGCUCCGGGUGAUUCAGAAAGGCUAAAGAAAGAUUUGGCCAGCAACUAACAAGAAGACCUUUACAUACACAAGGUCAUGAACCAUCUUUAUCCAGCAAAAAUCGAUUCUGACAGGUGAAAAAGGAGUUUCGAUCAGACAGAUGAUAUCAAGGAAGGAAGGAACUAUGCUCACCAAAAGACCCAUAACACGAGAGAAGUAGGUGAUAUCGAACCCUCACUACCGAAGUGCUAAGUUCCAGUUGAUUUUAGAUGGUUUGAUGAAUGCUUUGACCCAGCAACUUUCAAGAAGAAGAUGUAAGGUCAAGUACCAUGUUAAAAAGGCACCUUCUUCAAUUUGUAACUGCAUUGUUGUGUCAGGGGCCAGCUAAAUUCAGGUCAUCUGAUACCGAGAUGCCUUUUGUAUAUACCGGGAUUUUGGGAGUUUGAUCUUGGGGGUUUGCGUUCACAAUAUCCUCUAUAUGUAAUGUCUUUGGUUUGAUCCUUUCAGAUGUGGGAAUUUAUGUGGAAGUGCCAUUUUACCAUGAAAAAGGGGAGUUCUAAUCUUUGACUAUAGAAAUUUACAUGUAUUUACUUAUAUCGUAUUUCUUAUGGGAAUUGGGCCAGCAGAUGUUUUCAUUGCCACUAGUUGAAAGGAGCAUUUCAUCUGUAACUUCUCAAUCUAGUCCUAUUAUCAAAUCUGGAAUCACCUCAAUAGCUUGUCUAGUGUCAAUUACUUGUAAUGACAAUUUUCAUGUUUGUAAGGCCGUUUUUGUAAUAUUCCCAUCUUACGGCUGCCUUUAUGCAAACAAUUACUUUUAGUACU